Molecule: messenger RNA, 2598 nt
Organism: Amphibalanus amphitrite
Lineage: Eukaryota; Metazoa; Arthropoda; Thecostraca; Balanomorpha; Balanidae
Product: transmembrane protease serine 9-like
Exons: 8
Coding region: 95-1813 (572 amino acids)
Biological process (GO): proteolysis
Molecular function (GO): serine-type endopeptidase activity
Source: RefSeq, a predicted model, not a curated record
CGUCACUCAGUAGCUCCGCGGUGAGCGUCGCGGCAGCACGGCACGCCGACACCCACUCUGAGACACCCCUGCCGGCCGUCAGAGGUGCGCCGCCAUGCUGAGAACGGUGACCGCCUGGUGCCUGGCCUCGGUGGCCGCCGCCGCCACCGUGGACCUCUACAGAUUCGAGACGGAUGACGCCGUGGUCGUGGAAGCGGCCGAUCUAUACAGCGGAGCGCGCGGGAAGAGGCAGCUGGCAGGGUUCGGCGGCUUCCCGCAGUCGGUGAUCCCCCCGUGGUGGCCCGGCCCGCCGGCCGGGGUCGGCAGUACCUGUGACACGCCCGAUGGCCGGAGCGGCGUGUGCCUGGCGCGCUCCAGCUGCCGGUGGACCCGUGAGUCCUCCGAGGACGACUUCAACAGCCUGGUGAGGACGCUGGGCGCCUGCGUCUCCACCGACUCGUUCUCGCCGCGCGGCGAGCCCAGCGUGCGCGGCGUCUGCUGUCCGGGGCAGGGGGCGGCGUCCGCGCCGGCCACGACCACGGCCCGGCCGCCGGGCGGCACCCAGUGGUGGCAGACCACCUGGAGCCCGCCGCCGUCUGCCACCACCACCACGACCACCCGCCGGCCGGCCACGGUGCCCUGGUGGCAGCAGCAGCAGCCGGCGGCCAGCAGCCAGCGGACAGAGCCGGCCGGCACCACCCUCCACCCGCCGUACAUCACACACGCCUGGCAGGCGACUCGGGGCUCCACCAGCCGGCCGCCGGCGGCACCCACACACCCGUGGCAGAAACCGUCCGGGUCCACCACCGUCCAGAGUCCCACCACCACCGCCUGGUGGGCGACCACCACCACCACGCGUGGUACGACCACCACACGGCGGCCCACAACCACCGCCUGGUGGGCGACCACCGCCACCACCAAGAAACCCACCACCACGGUCUGGUGGGCGACUACGGCCACCACCAAGGGAACCACGACCACCAAACGGCCCACCACCACGGCUUGGUGGGCGACCACGACCAAGAGCACCACCGCGGCGGCGCCACCGGCCUCUGGAGGCGGCGGAGGCGGCGGACCGUACUCGUGUGGCACGCGCGAUCCCGAGGGCUCGGAUCGUAUCGUCGGCGGAAAGCAGGCCGUGCAGGGCGAGUUCCCCUGGCUGGCGGGUAUUUUCAAGAACGGUCGUCAGUUCUGCGGCGGAUCACUGAUUGACGAGAAGCACAUUCUCACGGCAGCUCACUGCGUUGCUCAUAUGAGCUCGUACGACGUCUCCCAGCUACUGAUACGACUCGGCGACUAUGACGUCAGCACGCCGUUCGAGGCCAAACACGAGACGUACAAGGUGGCGCGCAUCGUCCGACACAAGGGCUUCUCCGAGAAAACGCUGCACACGGAUAUCGCUCUGAUCACGCUCAGUAAGCCGGUCAAGUACAAGUCCAACAUCCGUCCGAUAUGCCUGGACAGCGGUGUGUCGCGCGGGGCCGCCGGGCAGACCGUCACCGUGGCAGGAUGGGGCAGUCUGCGAGAGGGCGGCCGACAGGCCUCGAUUAUGCAGAAGGUCAGUCUGAAGGUGUGGGACAACUCAAAGUGCCGUAGCACCUACGGCCCCUCGGCGCCGGGAGGUAUCAUCAGCUCCAUGCUCUGCGCAGGACGGCAGGGCAAGGACUCGUGCAGUGGCGACUCCGGAGGCCCGCUGAUGCAUAUCAGCGGCGUGGUGUACCAGGUGGGCGUCGUCUCGUGGGGUAUCGGCUGCGGCAAGGCUCAGUACCCCGGCGUCUACACAAGAGUCUCCGAGAUGCGCGAUUGGAUCGACCGCAACAAGAGCAGCUACUAGCGGCGCCAGGGGACCGCCACCGGCCGGGCGGCACCGACACAGAGGCUGAAAACUGCAGCGGGAACACAGGCCGGCCUGCACGCGGCAGGCGUCAGCAACUGCCUGUGUGAUCGCCCCGCAGAGGGAGAAAUGCCGUGUGCGACUGAAGAAUUGUCUCAGCUGUGCCGGACCCGGUGGAAUGAGAGAUUAGGAGAGACCCUGCAGGAUUUGUGUCAUCGCAGACCCAGGAGAUAAACUCGCAUUAUUGACGCAUUACUAUAACACGUGAGACGGAAGUUCGUUAUCACAGGUGAUUGUUUUAAAACAUGGGAUAGCUGUAAAUGUGAACACCGCAUUAUUGUAAUUGAGAAGCUGGACUUCAAUGUCGAUACCUUUAAAACACGAGACGAGAGCUUGUGAUUAUUUCCGCAUUAUUUUAAGUCAGGGAAAUAGCUCCAACAGACGGACCCUGUACAAUUAUAUGUGGAUCGUCUGCUUCAUUGGUCGUUUGCCUCAACUAAGCGUGGCCACGGCAGAAAGAUGGUGUCGCGAGCUCUGUGUAGCGAGCCCGGGCCGGUGGCGUCCCAUCUGUGCAGUCGACCGCUGUUGUCCCAGACAGGGGCGGAACGCACAACUCUGAACCGUAUACCCUGGGCAAGAUAGGCUCCAGGGGCAUGGCUCCAAGCAUGCCGUCCACGCCACACAGACUACAGUGAUGGGGAGUCGAGGGAGGGCUCAUUCCAGGGGGCCGAACAGCCCCGUAUGUAUGUGUGCUAUAUGAUGUAGAAGUACACGAACGAACUAUA